UUCUAAAGUUAAAAACAAAAAAUCAAAUGGAGGCGGGAAGCUCCAGUGAGACGGGAAAGUUGGGUAAAAUGAUAGAUUUAGUUUUGAAUGAUUAUUGGGGGAAUAUAUGUGCUAUUGACAGAGAUAAUGUUCAAUUUGAAAAGGCAGAUGAAUGGAUACUACAAACAGGUAAUUUGAUAAAAUUUUAUAAAUUAUUUUUAAAAAUAAUUUAUUUAAUUGUAAUUAUCGUUACUUUUACGUUAUAA
Molecule: messenger RNA, 245 nt
Organism: Meloidogyne enterolobii
Lineage: Eukaryota; Metazoa; Nematoda; Chromadorea; Rhabditida; Meloidogynidae
Source: the annotation of a GenBank genome assembly